Molecule: messenger RNA, 1616 nt
Organism: Gymnogyps californianus (California condor)
Lineage: Eukaryota; Metazoa; Chordata; Aves; Accipitriformes; Cathartidae
Gene: SNTG1
Product: syntrophin gamma 1
Exons: 17
Coding region: 32-1585 (517 amino acids)
Cellular component (GO): dystrophin-associated glycoprotein complex; intracellular anatomical structure
Molecular function (GO): structural molecule activity; protein binding
Source: RefSeq, a predicted model, not a curated record
UAGACAAAUAUCACUUGCUGUGUCAUAGCACAUGGAUUUCAGGACCGCCUGUGAAGAGACAAAGACAGGGGUUUGUUUGCUGCAGGAUGGUAACCAGGAGCCUUUCAAAGUGCGACUGCACUUAGCCAAAGAUAUUUUGAUGAUCCAGGAGCAGGAUGUGAUCUGUGUGUCUGGUGAGCCUUUCUAUUCUGGUGAAAGAACAGUAACAAUUAGAAGACAGACUGUAGGAGGAUUUGGAUUAAGUAUAAAGGGUGGAGCAGAACAUAAUAUUCCAGUGGUCAUUUCUAAGAUUUCCAAAGAACAAAGAGCGGAACUUUCAGGUUUGCUCUUUAUAGGAGAUGCAAUUCUACAGAUUAAUGGAAUUAAUGUGAGAAAAUGCAGGCAUGAAGAAGUGGUUCAGGUCCUUCGCAACGCAGGGGAAGAAGUGACCCUAACUGUGUCCUUUCUGAAAAGAGCACCUGCUUUUCUCAAACUGCCACUGAAUGAAGAUUGUGCAUGUGCUCCCAGUGACCAAAGCAGUGGCACAUCCUCUCCCCUAUGUGACAGUGGUUUGCAUCUCAACUACCACCCCAACAACACGGAUACAUUAUCAUGUUCCUCAUGGCCAGCAUCCCCAGGACUUAGGUGGGAAAAAAGGUGGUGUGAUCUCCGAUUAAUUCCACUUCUUCAUUCACGGUUUUCCCAGUACCUUCCAGGAUCAGAUUUGUGCAGGCAAAAUGCGUUCCAAGUAAUUGCUGUGGAUGGGGUUUGCAGUGGAAUAAUUCAGUGUCUCUCUGCUGAAGACUGUAUUGACUGGCUACAAGCAAUAGCGAGUAACAUUUCCAACCUCACAAAGCACAAUAUAAAAAAAAUCAACAGGAAUUUUCCCGUAAACCAGCAGAUAGUCUACAUGGGCUGGACAGAAGAACGGGAACAAGACUCCCUUCAGGAUCGAAUGUACACACCAAAGUUUCUAGCACUGAGGGGAUCUUCCCUGUAUAAAUUUAUAGCACCUCCAGUCACAACCUGGGAUUGGACACGAGCUGAGAAAACAUUUUCAGUUUAUGAGAUAAUGUGCAAAAUUCUCAAGGACAGUGAUCUCCUGGACCGACGGAAACAUUGCUUCAGUGUCCAGUCUGAAUCUGGAGAAGAUCUUUACUUUUCUGUGGAACUAGAGUCUGACCUAACAGUAUGGGAAAAAGCCUUCCAAACAGCAACUUUUUUAGAAGUUGAACGGAUACAGUGCAAAACAUAUGCCUGUGUUUUGGAGAGUCAUCUUAUGGGACUUACCAUCGACUUUAGCAUGGGCUUUGUCUGUUUUGAUGCUGCCACAAAGGCCGUACUUUGGAGGUACAAGUUUUCCCAGCUCAAAGGUUCUUCAGAUGAUGGGAAGAGCAAAAUCAAAUUUUUGUUCCAAAACCAAGAUACUAAACAAAUUGAAGCAAAGGAGCUGGAGUUUUCCAACCUGUUUGCAGUCCUUCACUGUAUCCACUCAUUCUUUGCAGCCAAAGUGGCUUGUUUGGACCCUUUGUAUGUAGGCAGUCAAGCCACAGCUUCUGCUGCUCCCACAACUUCUGGUACUGGCAAAUUAAAGUAUACUACUUGACAUCUCACAUUAGAGCACUGCCGCUUAACAA